GAUGAGGACCACAUCAUCAAACAAGAUGAAAAGAAAGUGUGUAUUGAAUAUGAAACAUAUGAGUGGUGACUGGCGGAUGUGAAAGGCUGCAUUGUGGCUCCCAGGGGACCAGUGACAGAUGCUAUGAGGACUUAAAUCCAGAGCUGACCACUUCAGGUCCACAUGUGCUCUCAGUGAGGUUGUGAACACACUAGUGUCUGCAUGGGACCUAACUCCUCUGAUUCUCCAACAAACAAGAUGCAGAACAGGACUGAGAAGUUUGGAGGUCAGCUGCCUCCCUUUGUUCCAGCCAGCAGCUCUCAGAGAGGUCUGUUCAGGAAGAGCACCACCUACCUGGCUAAGAUCGCUGUCGUCCUCCAAGACGCUCCAGGCAAGAUGCUCACUUUUACUCAGUUGAUGGACAGGCUGACACCAUUAAUCUAUGAGGACAGAAAAUCUUUUGAGAACAACCUUAGAGUUUGUUUAUCAACUCACAAAUGUUUUGUAAAGAUUCCCGUGGUUCCUAAUUCACUGGACAGUAAGAGAAACUACUGGAAACUGGACCCCAGUCUGAUCACAGCAAAGAUGGCGCGUCGUCACUUCAAAGGAAUCCUGCAGCUCUUCCCUGAGUUGGAAUCUAAAGUGGAAACAGAGAACACGAGCAGACCGUCAGAGAACUGCUCAGCUCUGCACUCCCCUGAACCUGCAGCCUGCAGAGCUGUUCAGAUCAGAUGUGAGGUGAAGUUCAGCAGUCCUUUCUCCAUUGAGUCCCUCCUGAAGAGAGACAGUCCCUCUGCUCGGACCUCCAGAGCUUCUCCUCUGUCCAGUGUGCCGGUCAGAGUGGAGCAGCAGACUCCAUCCACACACAGACAGGUUGGGACAAAGAAGAGCUUCAGAUGGGACCCUGAGGAGCCUCUCCUACUUCCAGCUUCAGUUGGUAGUUCCGUCAUCUGCUCAACAGGGGGCAGCACACACCAUGGACUCACUGCUACUGGAGCUGCUCAGCCCAUCGAGAGGGGAAAUGUGUGCACUCAGUCCUCGUUCCCUGUCUACACAAGAGCCAGUGCUGCUCCUUAUUUCACCAGCCUACACAGCCGUUACAUCACUUACUGUGUUCCCACAUAUACCCAUGAUGCUCUCCGUUUCUGCCUGUAAUGCGUCCUGACAUUUCAGCUUUC
Messenger RNA from Anoplopoma fimbria (sablefish), 1157 nucleotides. Its product is annotated as forkhead box protein Q1-like. NCBI's taxonomy places the organism in Eukaryota, Metazoa, Chordata, Actinopteri, Perciformes, Anoplopomatidae. Gene Ontology annotation, molecular function: DNA-binding transcription factor activity, RNA polymerase II-specific; RNA polymerase II cis-regulatory region sequence-specific DNA binding. The record is from RefSeq and is a predicted model, not a curated record. Gene Ontology annotation, biological process: anatomical structure morphogenesis; regulation of transcription by RNA polymerase II; cell differentiation. The transcript is spliced from 4 exons. The coding region runs from base 202 to 1134 and encodes 310 amino acids.